Messenger RNA from Austrofundulus limnaeus, 9452 nucleotides. It is a transcript of the gene cdh23, whose product is annotated as cadherin-related 23. The record is from RefSeq and is a predicted model, not a curated record. Gene Ontology annotation, molecular function: calcium ion binding. Lineage: Eukaryota; Metazoa; Chordata; Actinopteri; Cyprinodontiformes; Rivulidae. Gene Ontology annotation, cellular component: cell-cell junction; plasma membrane. Gene Ontology annotation, biological process: homophilic cell-cell adhesion.
GCCACAGAGCUGAACGACGAUCGCACUCCAGCCGACGCAACGGUGAGGACCACCUUCACCAUCCUGCUAAUCGACAUAAACGACAACGCCCCGAAGUUCAACAGCUCAGAGUACCGAGUCCUCAUCACGGAGCUGGCGCAGGUCGGGUUCGCCCUGCCGCUCUUCAUCCAGGUGGAAGAUAAGGACGAGGGGGUGAACAGUAUGUUCCAGGUGUUUCUGACAGGAAACAAUUCGGAAUACUUCACKAUCUCACCAACAGCAGUGCAAGGCCGAGCUGACAUCCGAGUCAGGGUUGCCAUGCCUCUCGACUAUGAAACCAUCCGCAGCUUCAGCUUUUCGCUCUUUGCCAAUGAGUCCAUGUCAGACCAUGUAGGUUUUGCCAGAGUCUUUAUUGACCUGAUCAAUGAGAACGAUAACCGUCCCAUCUUCAGCAAACCUCUGUACAACGUCAGCAUUCCUGAGAACACACCUCCUGGUACGCCUCUGCUGCAGGUCCUGGCUACAGACGGAGAUGCCGGCAUUUUUGGGGUUGUUCGAUAUUCCUUCACAGACGAUCCAGACCAGUUUACACUGAACGAGGAGACGGGCUGGGUCACUCUGAAGGCUGCUCUGGACUACGAGUUGAUGCGCCGCUACACGCUGACCGUGCUGGCGAGGGAYGGCGGCGGGGAGGAGACGACAGGAAGGAUCCGCGUGACCGUGGAGGAUGUCAACGACAACGUGCCCCUCUUUCAGAAGGAGGCGUACGUGGGGUCCAUCAGAGAGAACGAACCAACUGUCCAGUCGGUGGCACGCAUCAGGGCCACCGAUGAGGACUCCCCUCCCAACAACGUCCUGACGUACACCAUCACCUCCGCCUCCGCCUUCGGUGAAUUCUUCAGCAUCGUCAUGGUGGAGGGCUACGCAGUGAUCAGCGUCACCAAGCCUCUCGACUACGAGAAGGUUCCCAACGGGAUGAUUUACCUGACGGUGAUGGCCAAGGACGGGGGGAGCCCAGCCCUCAACAGCACCGUCCCCGUCACGGUGGAAGUGAUCGAUGAAAACGACAACCCGCCUGUGUUCAGCCAACAGUCUUACAUCAUCAAAAUCCCAGAGAACAUCAUUGCAGGAGAGCUCACCACCACAGCCUUCCUGGACCGAGAGCAGAAGUCUGAGUACAUCCUGAUAGUCAGAGCUGUGGAUGGAGGGGUUGGUCCGCAGCAGAAGACCGGCAUCGCCACGGUAAACAUCACCAUCCUGGACAUCAACGACAACGCUCCUGCGUGGCAAGACGAGCCCUACAACGCCAACGUGGUGGAAAUGAGUCCCAAAAACACCGACGUCAUCUCAGUGCUGGCCUCGGACCCCGACAGCGGGGAAAACGGGACCAUCAUCUACAGCAUCAGUCCAGAGAACCCUUUCUACACCAUUGACAACAGAACAGGGAAGAUCCGGACCAGCGGUCUCACCCUGGACCGAGAAAGCUCCAACCUGAGAGACGCGGUCCUCAUGAGGACCAUCGUGGUCUCCGCUGUGGACCGCGGCGCUCCUCCACUGCGAGCCACGGCCAGCGCCACAGUUUCUGUCAACCUGCUGGAUCUGAACGACAACGACCCCACCUUCCUCAAUCUGCCGUUUGUUGCUGAAAUACCCGAGGGAUUACCGGUUAGAACGUCGGUUUUUAGGUUCUGGAUGUAAACGAUGAGACUCCUACCUUCAACCCUCGGCUCUACAACGUUUCUCUGCUGGAGAGCGUCCCCAGGAACUACGUGGUGUCGCUCCUCCUCUGCUCCGACAACGACACCGGCCUCAACGCCGAGCUGAGCUACUUCAUCACAGAAGGGAACCAAGAUGGUAAAUUUAGCGUGGGCUUCAGAGACGGAGUAGUUCGGACCGUGGUGGGCCUGGACAGAGAGACCCAGGCUGCGUAUACUCUGGUUGUUGAAGCUAUAGACAACGGUCCGGCCGGCAGCCGAAGGACCGGGACCGCCACCGUCUUCGUGGAGGUGCUGGACGUCAACGACAACAAGCCCAUCUUCUUCCAGAACAGCUACGAGACCAGCGUGCUGGAGACGGUGCCGCAAGGAACCAGCAUCCUUCAGGUUCGAGCCACAGACGCAGACCAGGGGGAGAACGGCAGAGUCCUGUACAGGAUCCUGACUGGAAACAACAACAAUCAGUUCAGCAUCGACAGGCAGACGGGGCUGGUGACGAGAGGCCCGCAGGCCCUGGACCGAGAAACCAGGAGCUCCCACGUGUUGGAGGUGGAGGCCUACAACAGUGACGAGAGCAGCAUGAGGAGCUCCGUCAGGGUCAUCGUCUACGUGGACGACGCCAACGACGAGGUGCCGGUGUUCACCCAGCAGCAGUACAACCGCCUGGGCCUCCGAGAGACCGCCGGGAUCGGCACGUCUGUGAUCGUGGUGCGCGCCACCGACCCGGACACUGGCGACGGUGGAGCCGUGGCGUACGCCAUCGUGUCCGGCUCGGACCGUAAGUUUGACAUCGACGUGAGCACGGGUCUGAUCACCACCUUGGACUACCUGGACUACGAGACGAAGACCAGCUACCUGAUGAACGUGUCCGCCACCGAUCAGGCGCCGCCGUUCCACCGCGUUUUCUGCAGCGUCUACGUGACGCUGCAGAAUGAGCUGGACGAGGCCGUGGCCUUCUCCGCCCCCGGCUACGAGGUGUCCCUCCGAGAGAACAUAGCCACGGGGACCGAGGUGAUCCAGGUGCAGGCCAAGUCGGCCGACAACCUGAACCAGCUGACCUACAGCUUUGACCCCGACACGUCCCCCGCCGCGCUGGCGCUCUUCAAGAUCGACAGCGUCACGGGCCGGAUCACAGUGAAGGGUCUGGUGGACAGGGAGAAGGGGGACGUGUACACCCUGACCAUCGUAGCUGAUGAUGGGGGACCGAAGAAGGGCUCCACCGUGAAGGUAUCCAUCACCGUUCUGGACGAAAACGACAACAGUCCAGAGUUCGACAUUACCUCUGAUAGGACUGUGAGCGUUCCAGAAAACACAGCCAUGGGCACGAUGGUGGCGGUGGUGCUGGCCCGAGACCGAGAUGCUGGAUUAAACGGACUGGUGAAUUUCACUCUGGUGGCCGGGAACAUGCAGGAUGUUUUCAAGAUCAAGACGGUGAACUACAGCUACGGGGAGGUUUACGUCAACGCUCCUCUGGACAGAGAGUCAGUCGACCGCUACCUGCUGAAGGUGCGAGCCACUGACAACGGCUCACCUCCCAGGUACACAGAUAACUCUCUGACUGUCAACAUCCUGGACGUUAACGACAACCCACCUGUCAUUCAGAGCCCGAGGGGCUACAACGUUAGCGUUAACGAGAACGUCGGCGGAGGCACGUCGGUUCUGCGCGUGGUGGCCACGGACCGAGACAUCGGCUCCAACGCCAUGCUGUUCUACUACAUCACCGCCGGGAACGAGGACAUGACGUUCCGCAUGGACCGCAUGACCGGAGAGAUCGUGACCCGACCGGCGCCGCCCGACCGCGAGCGCCAGCAGGACUAUCGCCUCGUGGUCACCGUGGAGGACGACGGCGCGCCGCCUCUGUCGGCUUCGACCACAGUGAACGUCCACGUGGUGGACGAGAACGACAAYGCCCCGGAGUUCCCGGAGGAGGAGUACGUCACGGUGCUGAGGGAGGGGCCGGAGACGGUGGGCGCCACCAUCGCCACGGUGACGGCCGUCGACCCGGACGAGGGUCCGAACGGCACCCUGCGGUACGCCAUCGCCAGGGGCAACCUGGUGGACACGUUCACCAUCAACAACRUGACGGGUCGGAUCAGCGCCGUGAAGGAGCUGGACUACGAGAUCAGCAACGGACACUACCUGCUGGUCGUCACCGCCACGGAUCAGUGUCCCAAACCUGCUCUACGCCUGACGUCCAGCACAACCGUCCUGGUGAACGUCCUGGACAUUAACGACGUGACGCCCACCUUCCCCCGCAGCUACGAGGGUCCCUUCGAUGUGACGGAGGGUCAGCCGGGGCCCCGAGUCUGGACCCUCCAGGCCAGCGAUGCAGACUCGGGUCUGAAUGGCAAAGUGGAGUACAGCAUCACCGCCGGAGACUUCCAGAACGAGUUCACCAUUUCUCCCGUGGACGGCGAGCUUCGGGUGAGGAAGGACGUGGAGUUGGACCGAGAGAGAGUGGCCUUUUACAACAUCACGGUCACCGCCCGCGACCUGGGAACACCGCCUCUCAGCAGUUCGGUGGUGGUGGGGGUGAACGUCCUGGACGUCAACGAUAACGACCCGGUCAUCCUCAACCUGCCGUACAACACCAGCGUGAGCGAGACCGCCGCCGUGCACACCUCUGUGGCCCAGGUGCGCGCGAGCGACGCCGACAGCGGACGCAACGCGCUGCUCACCUUCAACAUCACUGCCGGGAACCUGGACGGAGCUUUUUACAUCAUCGACACGACAGGUGUGGUGCAGGUGAACAGACCUCUGGACAGAGAGCGAGUGUCUGAGUACGUCCUCACCAUCACCGUUAAAGACAACCCGGAGAACCCCCGCAACGCUCGACGGGACUCAGACUUCCUGGUGGUCACCAUCCUGGACGAGAACGACAACAGGCCGAUCUUCACAAAGCCCAGCUACAGAGCUGAGAUCCUGGAGAACUCUGCAGCAGGCAGCAUCGUAACCAUUCUGAACGGGCCGAUUCUGGCUGAGGACAAGGACAUCGGGAUUAAUGCCGUGGUGACGUACCGGCUCCUGGGUGCACGGGUGGACCUCUUCACUGUCGACCCCAACACCGGUGUCAUCCUGGUGCGUCAGGGAGCAAAGCUGGACCGGGAGGCGUUUCAGGAUCCUCGGGUGGAGCUGACUGUAGUCGGGGAGGACAUCGGAAAGUUAAACAACAGCGUCCCCCUCACGAUCACCAUUCUGGACCAGAACGACAACCCUCCUAUCUUCAACCCACCCAGUUUCAGCGUCCACCUCCCAGAGAACAGCCCCACUGGUGUGGUGGUGACUCAGCUGUCCGCUACCGAUGCCGACUCCGGCGCCAACGGCUGGCUGAUGUAUCGGUUAGAAAGCGGGGCUCAGGACCGCUUCGUGGUCGACUCGCUGUCCGGAGCGGUCCUGGUGGGCAACGUCACGCUGGACAGGGAGGAGCGCGCCUCCUACCGCCUCGUGGUGAUGGCCAUCGACCGCGGUACCCCGCCUCUGUCGGGCACGGCCACCCUGACGGUCAUCCUGGACGACGUCAACGACUCGCGACCACGUUUCCUAGAACCUGUGACCAUGAUCAACGUGAACGAGUCGACCCCGCCUGGCGUGGUGGUGGCCACGCUUACAGCCGAAGACCCCGAUCUAAACCCACGACUUGAGUAUUACAUCAUCUCUGUGGAGGCAAAGGAUGAUGGGAACAACCCAGUAGCUGGCCUACAGGAAUCCUUUGGCAUCGAUUUACACACAGGUGCAGUUUUUGUGCGUAACCCAAUCAACAGAGAACUGGUAGCUACGUUUGAGAUCAUCGUGUCUGUUCAUGACAACGCAAGUGACAUUAUUGACAAGUCAGUCAGUAUUCCCAACGCGAGGCUAACCAUCAACGUGUUGGACGUCAACGACAACGCCCCUCGUUUCCGACCCUUCGGGGUGACGAACUUCACCGAGCAGAUUCUGGAAGGGGCUCAGCCCGGCACGACGCUGCUGUCCGUGUCGGCCGUGGAUCCGGACAAAGGUCCCAACGGUCAGGUCACGUACGAACUGCUCAACUUACCCAGGGGGUACUACGUUCGGCUGGAGGACCCUUCCACGGGAAAGAUUGUAGCCAAUCAGACGGUGGAUUAUGAACUGGUGCAGUGGCUGAACUUCACCAUACGGGCUCAGGACCACGGCUCCCCUCCCAGAAGCACCGAGCUGCCGGUGUACCUGCGCAUCGUGGACGUCAACGACAACAACCCCAUCUUCCUCCAGCCGUCCUAUCAGGUGCCCGUGUUUGAGAAUGUGAACUUGGGCACCACCAUAAUUCGGGUCCGAGCCACAGACGCCGAUUCUGGACUCUUUGCCGUCAUCGAGUACAGCCUGGUAGACGGAGAGGGCAAGUUUGACAUCAGACCGACCACCGGAGAGAUCUACAUCCUGUCCCCUCUGGACAGAGAGACAAAGGACCACUACACUUUAACCGCUGUUGCCCGGGACAACCCCGGAGGAAUCCCAAACAACCGGAGAGAGAAUGCAGUUCAGGUUCUGGUGACGGUUCUGGACGUCAACGAUUAUCAGCCACGCUUCACGUCCAAAGUUUUCAACACCAGCGUGUUUGAAAACGAACCGAGCGGCACGUCGGUGAUCACCGUCACAGCCAUCGACCUGGACGAAGGGCAGAACGCUGCGCUCAUCUACACCAUGAUCGGACCACAUUUAGACGCCUUCUUGCUGGACCCCAUCACCGGAGUGGUGCGUUCUCGCCGCCUGCUUCAGUCCUCGGAGCGCUUCAACUUCACGGUGGUGGCGACGGAUCAGGGUCGUCCUCCUCUGUGGGGCACCGCAGACCUGAUCAUCACGGUCAUCGACGUCAACGACAACCGACCCGUGUUCGUCAGGCCGGCUAACGGAACCAUCAUUCACAUCACUGAGGAGCAGCCGCCGGGUCUGCCGGUCUACGAGGUGCACGCAACCGACGCCGACGAGGGCGUGAACGGAGAGGUCCGCUACGCCUUCCUGCAGACGGGAGCAGGAAACAGGGACUGGGAGAACUUCCGCAUCGACGCCAUGUCGGGGGUCAUCAGCACCACGGUGAAACUGGACCGAGAGAAGCAGCCGCUCUACAGCCUCAUCAUCGUGGCCCGGGACCUGGGUCAGCCGGUGCCGUACGAGACCACGCAGCCUCUGCAGGUGGCGCUGCUGGACAUCGACGAUAAUGAACCGGUCUUCCUCAAACCACCGGAUGGCAGCUUGGCGUACCAGAAGCUGACGCUGCUCGAACAGUCGCCUCCAGGAACUGUGAUCGGCAACGUGAGCAGAGCGGUGGACGCUGAUGAGGGCUCCAACGCCGUCGUUUACUAUUUCAUUGCAGGAGGAAACAACGWUGGAAACUUCGCCCUGAGUCUGGACGGAGAACUGAGGGCGCUGAAGGAGCUGGACAGGGAGGUCGUCCCGGUCUACUUCAUCAUCAUCAAAGCUUCCAGCAACAGGAGCUGGACUCCUCCCAGAGGUCAGAGGUCAUUACAGGUCAGAGCCCUGGACCCCGCUCUAGACCCCAGCCUCCUGAAAGUCCAGAUCCAACUGGAGGACAUCAACGACCAGACUCCACGCUUCACCAAGGCAGAGUACACUGCAGGCGUAGCAGCGAACGCCAAGGUGGGCUCGGAGCUCAUCAAGGUGCUGGCUAUAGAUAACGACAUCGGCAACAACAGCCUGGUCCAGUACCACAUCGUCACAAUCCGCUACUUCCAGACCCAAAGCAACGGCAGCGAAGACGUUGGCAACAUCUUCAUCAUCGGUCUGUCAGAUGGAAUCAUCCGCACCUACGACCUCUUCACCUCCUACAGUCCAGGAUACUUCCAGCUGGAGAUCCUAGCCUGCGACCUCGCCGGGCACAGCGCCGCCUCCAACGUCAACAUCUACAUCCUGCGAGACGACCAGAGGGUCAAGAUCGUCUUUAACGAGAUCCCCGACUGGGUUCGUGAGAACCAGGAUGACUUCAUCAGCCUGCUGUCCAACAUCACCGGAGCCAUCGUAAACCUGGACGACAUACAGUUCCACGUGGACAAAAAGGGCAGAGUGAGCUACGCUCAGACCGACAUGCUGAUCCACGUCGUCAACAACCAGACCAACACCAUCCUGGACGUKGAAAGGGUCAUCCAGAUGAUCGACCAGAACAAGGAGCAGCUCAGGAACCUGUUCAGGACGUACAACGUGGUGGACGUUCAGCCGGCUGUCGGUGACAAGCUGCCUGAUGACAUCUCCACGCUGCAGCUGGUCAUCAUCAUCCUGGCUGUGCUGCUGUGUUUGGCAGGAGUCCUGUUUGUAACGAUGAACUGGCAUUACCGCAGAGUACACCAAAGAAAGCUUAAAGCUAUUGUUGCAGGAUCAACAGGAAACCAGGGUCUAAUGGAUAUCUUGGACAUGCCCAACACCAACAAGUACUCCUUUGAGGGGGCCAACCCGGUCUGGCUGGACCCGUUCUGUCGGAACCUGGAGCUGGCGGCUCAGGCGGACCACGAGGACGACCUGCCCGAGAACCUGAGCGAGAUCACGGACCUGUGGAACAGCCCCGCCAGGACCCACGGCACCUUCGGCCGAGAGCCGCAAGCCAGACCCGAGGACGACCGSUACCUGAGAGCCGCCAUCCAGGAGUACGACAACAUCGCCAAGCUGGGUCAGAUCAUGAGGGAGGGGCCUAUCAAGGGUUCUCUGCUCAAGGUGGUCCUAGACGACUACCUGAGGCUGAAACAGCUCUUUGCAGCUCGACUCGUCACCAUUUCCACCACGCAGGGAGACGUGUCGUCCAUCACUGAGCUGAUCCAGAGCGAUCUGGACGAGGACGAUGACGAGCGGCUGAGCGUGGGCGGCGGCCGCGGCGGCACGCUGCGCUUCAAACACAAACUGCCCAUGGAGCUGAAAGGCCCCGAGGGCGUGCACGUAGUGCACGGCAGCACGGGCACGCUCCUGACCUCGGACCUCAGCAGCCUGCCGGAGGACGACCAGCGGGCCCUGGCGCGCUCCCUGGAGGCGCUGGACGCCGACGGCGUGCUGUUCUCGGAGCGGAACGCCCGCACCGAGUCGGCCAAGUCCACCCCGCUGCACCGCCACAAAGACGGCGAGGCGCCGGCCRACAGCCCCCUGGAGGUCACGGAGCUAUGACUAGCCGAGGCCUCGCUGGUCUGAGCGCCGCGUCCUCCGGGUGUCCUCCGGACCCGGAACGACCCGGAGAGUGUGCAGUCUGACAGGAACACCGCUGGGUGGGCUUAAAGAGGGUCCCGUCACCUCGAGCUGACGGCCUUUAAGGACGAGGCUCUGCAGGACGAUCKAAGCAACCAGCAGCAGGAUGAUGGUGAACUAUGACCUCAGUCCAACCUGUGACCACACCGACUGCAGCACUCAACUGACAGACCAGCUAACGGCCACAGCCCACUCUGACGUGGAAAAUGUUUUGUUGUGAUUGAUGGAACUUCUAAAACUGAACUUUUGUUUUUGUGACUGAAAAAAAUCAAAGAAAUUUAUUUAUAAAUUGAAACGAUUUUAAUUGUAUCAUUUUUACAAAGAUGGCGACGUGCCCACUGACUUCCCACUGCCACGCUCCCAGUUUGGUUUUAUACAGAAACGAGGACCGAAGAGCUUCUGACAGGAACCUAACGUCUGAGUGUUGUUUGUGCUGCAGCUGUUUUCUGUUGAGUGUUGUGUUUGUUUUUUAUAUUUUCAUUUGGUUUGAUCAUCAGGACUCAUGUUGUGGGAUGAGAUGUGAUAAAAAAUAAAAAAUGAUCCGUCUGCAGGGACAUCAAA